AUGGAGACCACAACAGCAGAGACACCCAAGCUUGAACGUCGUGGCUCGGCACCCGUGAAGCGAAGAGUCCCGAGGCACAUCCAGAAGCAGCGAGAAGAGGCAGCUGCCAGUGGUAGUCCGCAAACCCCCAAUGGAAUUUCGAGCUAUUACGAAAGGCCCGGCGUAAUGGCAGAGAUGGACGAAGAUGUUUGGUCGCAGUCUGAAGCAACACCAGUUGUACAACAUUUCCCAGCCGGCAAAGGUGGUCUGCCUGCAGGUGACUGGCAAGCUCUGAACCCUGGCACGACAUUCGAUCCACCUGUCAACCACAUGAUGAUCGACCCAUUGCUUCUUGGUUCUGGUGCUGCGUACCCGGCAAUGCAUGCCGAGAUGCCUCGCGAAGAGCUGAUGUACGCCAUGAACGGUACGUACGAUGGCCGAGCUCGGAGUGCUUCACAAAACUCCCAGUCUGUGUACAUGUCUCGUUUGUCUCGCAUGCACCUUAUUCCUGGUCCUAAUGGUACACCGGUUUCGAUCCCUCCUGAGUACGCCAACAUGACGUAUCCAAUGCAGUACCAAGCAACAGGAAGGCAAUCGUCUCCACACAGCUAUGGUUCUGUAGACACCGGAUCACCGCAGUCUGGAGUGAGCGCGAACUCCUCCCAGAACGGCGCCGCCAUCGCCGCUUGCAGAUACCCUGUUUUGGGGCCACUACUACCCCACCUUGGACCGAUACUCAAUGUCACCACCGCAUGCGAUCUCCUCGAAUUUUACUUUCAAAGUUCAUCGUCGGUAUUCAUGGAACCGGUCUCGCCGUACAUUCUCGGAUCUGUUUUCAGGAAGCGAAGUUUCCUCCGACAACAUAAGCCCAGGAAAUGCAGCCCUGCUCUGUUAUCAAGCAUGCUAUGGGUCGCUGCCCAGACGAGUGAAGCGAGCUAUCUGACAUCUUCGCCGUCAGCCAGAGCUAUCAUCAGCCAAAAGCUGUGGAAGCUCACAGUAGAUCUGCUCAAGCCUCUUGUCCACUCUCCAUCUUCUCACGGUUUCGCUCCUGGACCUGGCUUGACAUCUGCCGCACACGACGCUUUCGGAGUUGACCGAGCUAUAGGACGAUACGAUGGAAGACCCGACGGAGCAAUGCCACCCACCAGCACCCUGGAUGAUGUCGCUACGUACAUCAACCUCGGAGUCGUGACGUCCGCGAGCGAAUACAAAGCGGCUUCUUUGCGGUGGUGGAACGCGGCAUGGUCGCUGGCUCGAGAACUAAAACUAGGGCGAGAACUGCCACAAGGACCCGUGAAAGAGCGAGAGACAGCUGCAACAGAGAAGGAGAUUGAGGCGGGUAUGCCAGAAGGCGCCAGCGCGCAGGCACCCGUGGGCACACCAUCCGCAGCAAUCGUGGAAGAGAUGAAGGAAGAAAGGCGCCGACUGUGGUGGUUGCUGUACAUGGUUGACCGGCACCUUGGCCUCUGCUACAACCGACCGUUGGCGAUGCUCGACAACGAAUGCGAGGACUUGUUCCAGCCGGUUCCUGACACCCUCUGGCAGGCGGGCGAGUUCUACACUGGCCACCCUGGGUCACGGAAACGGGGACUCAAUUUUGAGUGCACAUCGCAUGACAUUUUCGGUUUCUUCCUGCCCUUAAUGACGAUUCUCGGAGACAUUGUAGAUCUGAAUGCACAGAAGAACCAUCCAAGAUUUGGUCAACGGACAUCCUGGGAGCUCCACGAGGCAGAAAUCACCCGCCAGUUAGAACGGUACGCGUACAGCAUCGAGGACUUCAAGGCACAACAUGGCUGCGGCUCGAAUGAGGAAGCGCAGGCCAACAGCACCCCAGACCCAGUUCGGAGUGAGUGGAUGCAUCAGACGAGGAAAGUCGCGGCAUAUGCCACCCACAUCAUGCACGUGUUGCAUAUCCUGUUACACGGCAAAUGGGAUCCGGUGGCACUAUUAGAGGACGACAACAUGUGGAUUUGCUCACAGUCCUUCCUUGCGGCGACUUCCAACGCGAUAUCCGCUGCACAUGCGGUAGAAGUCAUACUGGACGUUGAUCCGGAUCUGUCGUUUAUGCCCUACUUGUUCGGCAUGUAUCUCCUGCAAGGAAGUCUGAUCCUGCUCCUUCUAGCGGACAAGCUAUCGACCGAGACCAAUGACGGGGUUAUUCGAGCGUGCGAAACCAUUGUCCGGGCACACGAGGCGGCGGUUGUGACUCUCAACACCGAGUAUCAGAGAAACUUCCGCAAAGUGAUGAUCUCGACAUUAGCGCAAAUAAAAGGCCACGGCCACGCCAGAGAGAUGACGCCUGCGAAGCGGCGGGAAGUCCUAUCCUUGUAUCGCUGGACAAGUUUAGGAAAUGGAUUGGCCAUAUAA
Molecule: messenger RNA, 2346 nt
Organism: Alternaria viburni
Lineage: Eukaryota; Fungi; Ascomycota; Dothideomycetes; Pleosporales; Pleosporaceae
Exons: 5
Coding region: 1-2346 (781 amino acids)
Biological process (GO): DNA-templated transcription
Molecular function (GO): DNA binding; zinc ion binding
Source: RefSeq, a predicted model, not a curated record